AGAAUAUCCCCAAACAAUCUUCCAAUUCAAAACUACUCCCUUUGUUAUAGAGUAUGGACUAUCCAUCUAUUUCUCUAUCAGAUUUUCAACAAUGACCCACCUCAAAAGUUGGGAGAUUAGAAACCCAGUUCUCUUUUGUUUUUUAUUCUUUUCUUUCUAUCAUUGGUUUUAGGGACCCAGACAAUUCUUUGCUUUUCUAAUUAUUAUAUUCAUCCUAGCCUCCCAAAAUUCCUUUCAUUCUGGUGUUUCUUCUCAUUUUCAACAUUUCCUUUGUGGAUUUUCUUCUGAAAUUAGUUGUGUUAUUGUGGUAAAAAAGAGAUUCCUUUUUUCCUUUCCACUAUUGAUAAGUUGAUGUCCUUAGGAGUUGGAGCUGUAGCGAGUUCUUGCAACAUCAUGGGUUUGGAUGGAGAGAAAGGUUCUGAGGUUUUGGAGAAAACAAGAGUACAUCCUCCAAAGAGAAAUGAUGAGGCUGUGCAGAUGUUAGGCUGUCAAGUGAGCGAGUCCCUUUUCUAUACAAUUGAGGAAGAGGAUGAUGAUGAUGAUGAUGAUCACUCCAAUAAUUUGCAGUUGGGUCCUCAGUGCACUCUGAAAAAGCAUCUUGAAAAAUAUAAGGAUGAUGAGAGCUUAAGGAAGUGGAAGGAACAGCUUCUUGGGUGUGUGGAUUUGGAGAAGAUUGGAGUGUACUUAAAUUUGGGCUUAGAUUUUUGUUGGUAAAGUAAAAUGUAUUCCCUUUU
Molecule: messenger RNA, 734 nt
Organism: Rubroshorea leprosula
Lineage: Eukaryota; Viridiplantae; Streptophyta; Magnoliopsida; Malvales; Dipterocarpaceae
Source: the annotation of a GenBank genome assembly